Molecule: messenger RNA, 702 nt
Organism: Humulus lupulus (European hop)
Lineage: Eukaryota; Viridiplantae; Streptophyta; Magnoliopsida; Rosales; Cannabaceae
Product: glycolipid transfer protein 3-like
Exons: 6
Coding region: 1-702 (233 amino acids)
Biological process (GO): ceramide transport; intermembrane lipid transfer
Cellular component (GO): membrane; cytoplasm; cytosol
Molecular function (GO): ceramide 1-phosphate transfer activity; ceramide 1-phosphate binding
Source: RefSeq, a predicted model, not a curated record
AUGAAGAGGAAAAGAGAGAUGGAAGCUAUGUCAUCGGAGAAAAAGUCAGAGAUAAGAUCUGCUAUUGAAGAGCUUUCCAUGUUAGCUAAUCUUAGAGCAAGUCAUGAUGAUCACAAUCAUGAUAAUAUUGAGCCAAAAAUCCCCUUUCAGCCUUUUGUUUCAGUCUGCAAUCUUCUUCUUCUAGUCCUUGAUAAAAUUGGCCCAACAAUGGCUGUUCUGAGACAAGAUAUUCAUCAGAAUAUUCAGAGAUUAGAAGUGGCUCAUGAGGCUGAUUCUUCAACUUAUUCUAAUUUGGUUGAGAUUUUGAAGAAAGAAGCUGCUCAAGGAAAUGCAAAGAAAGUUAACAGCUGUAGUAGAGCCUUGCUUUGGCUUACUAGAUCAUUGGAUUUUACUGUGGAAUUAUUACAAAACUACUCAGCAUCAGGUUCGGAUGAUGAGAAUAUGAAUCAAAUAGUGGAAGAUGCUUACAAUAUUACCUUGAAGCCAUGGCAUGGUUGGAUUUCCUCAACUGCCGUUAAAGUAGCACUAAAACUAGUGCCUGGUCACAAAACCUUCUUAAACGCACUCAUGGAAAAAGAUGAUGAAAACCCAGACUCCCUUAGAGAGGAAUUACAGACUUUCGUUUCUCUACUCAAGCCUCUUUUGGAAGAUAUUCAUUCUAGCCUGAGAGCGCAUGGGGUGGAUCGGCUAAAGUCUACCUAG